AUGGUAGGACUAGGAAACAGCUGCCGAGGGAUGAAGUCUCCACCUCUACUUGUGGCUGCGCUUGUGGCGUGCAUCAUUGUUUUGGGUUUCAAUUACUGGAUUGCAAGUUCUCGCAGCGUGGAUCUGCAGGGUCGGAUCAUGGAUCUGGAAGGCAAGGUCCGCAGGGCGGCAGCGGAGAGGGGUGCUGUGGAGCUCAAAAAGAAUGAAUUCCAAGGAGAGCUAGAGAAACAACGACAGCAGAUUGACAAAAUCCAGUCCUUGCACAGCUUUCAGAUGGAAAAUGCCAACAGAGUACAUCAGGAAGAGAAGGCAGUGCUGAUGAGUAACAUCACAGUAAAUGAACGACUGGUCCAGAAUCUACGAGAACACUUGAAAGAGUUACAGACAGAAUAUGGAAAGCUACAGCUGGAUGUUUACUGGUUUCAGAAGAACCAGACUAACCUUCAGAGGAAGUUUUCAUAUGACCUGUCACAGUGCAUCAACCAGAUGAAAGAAUUGAAAGAACAAUGUGAAGAAAGGCUAGAUGAGCUUACAAAAAAGGGUAGUGAUGUACAACAAAUCAAAGAAAACAAAGACUUCUCAGAAGAUUCAAAAAAAAAAAGCCAGGUCGAUAUUCAACUGCCAGCCUUGAAGCAAACCGAGUUCAAGCAGGCUGACUUGGAACAGCAGAAACCCAAUGAAGAUGUACCUAAAGCAGUACCUACAGUAAAAAAGAUAGACCCACUGCAGGCUAAAGAAAGAAUAAACGGCCUAGCUGACACCAGAAAACAGGAGCCUAAGGCAGCAGAGGAGAAGCUGUCUAGUCAACUGAAAACCCCACAGGAUUCACUCAAGGCUGCUGCAGGUUAUAAGGAGAUGCUGCCUGAGUUAGAGAAGGAGCUGAAUCCGCCUGAAGAUGAAAAACGUGUAGCUGGGCAAGAUGCAUUACAGCCAGCAGCAGAGCAGGCUGCCAGUGAGGAAGUUGAGAGGGAGCAGCUGGUAAAUUAUGACGCUAAGCAGGAUGAUUCGCCCCCCGGAAAGGCUGACAAACAGGAACAUGAAGCACUGAACCAGGACAAGGAUGUUGAUUACAAUUUAGAUGAGAACGAAGCUGAAUCAGAAACAGAAAAGCAAGCAGCACUUGCAGGGAUUGAAAAUGUUCAAAACCCUGAAGAUCUGAAGAACCACUUAUCUGAGCAUGGUGAAGAACGGCAGAGGUUGUAA
This is a messenger RNA of Charadrius vociferus (killdeer), 1203 nucleotides long. It is a transcript of the gene GOLM1, whose product is annotated as golgi membrane protein 1. Gene Ontology annotation, cellular component: Golgi apparatus. NCBI's taxonomy places the organism in Eukaryota, Metazoa, Chordata, Aves, Charadriiformes, Charadriidae. The transcript is spliced from 9 exons. The record is from RefSeq and is a predicted model, not a curated record. The coding region runs from base 1 to 1203 and encodes 400 amino acids.